UUCCGUAAACUCAUCAUCCUCAUUCGCGAGCCGAGCUCCUGUUCAACGAAAUUGUGAUUUUUUCCUCCAGAAUUACUAGCAGCAACACACGAUCCAACUUGAGAACAAUGUACGCCCCAGGAGGUAAUCAAUUUCUUGGUGGCCCGUUCUGGAGCAACGGUCCUGCACCCGGUGCGUUCUACAACUUCCCAGGCGGAGCUGCUGCGACGGCGAGCGGGAUGCAAGCACAAACAGAAACUCCCGGCCAGUUUGGUACCCAGCGAUCCUACCAACCCGUUACUACCGGAUCUUCCGUGGUGGGGCUCAUGUUCCAGGAUGGUGUUGUGAUUGCGGCGGAUAAGCUGAUUUCGUACGGCUCGUUGGCCCGGUUCCACGAUGUUGAUCGUGUGUAUCGCAUCAACGAUAAGACGAUCCUCGGUAUCGGGGGCGAUUUCGCCGAUUUCCAGUACAUCAAGCGACACAUCGACCAGAAGGUUAUCGACGAUCAGUGCCUGGACGAUAAGAACGAGAUGAAACCGCGCUCGUUCUACAACUGGCUCACGCGCGUCAUGUACAAUCGCCGCUCGGACUUCAAUCCGCUGUACCUCGAUCUCGUGAUCGGUGGCAUGCAGGACGGUGAACCAUUCCUUGGGCACGUGAAUCUGCGGGGCCGCUCGUACACUAGCAACGUGGUGGCAACGGGCUACGGUACCCAUCUUGCACUGCCGUUACUGCGCGAGUAUUCGGAAAAUCCGGCCGCCUACCAAACGCUGAAGCAACCGCAGGCCACCGAUCUGAUGAAGCGCGUUAUGGAGGUACUGUGGUACCGCGAUUGCCGCAGUGAUCCCAAGUACUCGCAGGCCAUCUGCACGACCGCCGGUGUACAGCUUGAUGCCGAUUGCUUCGUAGCCCAAAACUGGGACCUGGCACAUACAAUCAAGGGCUACUAAGAUGUGGCGGAUGUAUUGUCACAUUUUUCUCCGUUCGUGAAUAAAUUCAAAACUCUUCUAAUGAA
Molecule: messenger RNA, 994 nt
Organism: Anopheles aquasalis
Lineage: Eukaryota; Metazoa; Arthropoda; Insecta; Diptera; Culicidae
Gene: Prosbeta7
Product: proteasome subunit beta type-4
Cellular component (GO): cytoplasm; proteasome core complex
Source: RefSeq, a predicted model, not a curated record